This is a messenger RNA of Colletotrichum spaethianum, 2475 nucleotides long. Its product is annotated as dihydroxyacetone phosphate acyltransferase. The transcript is spliced from 3 exons. The record is from RefSeq and is a predicted model, not a curated record. Gene Ontology annotation, cellular component: mitochondrial membrane. The coding region runs from base 1 to 2475 and encodes 824 amino acids. NCBI's taxonomy places the organism in Eukaryota, Fungi, Ascomycota, Sordariomycetes, Glomerellales, Glomerellaceae.
AUGGCGAAGAACGACGAGUCUGCGCCGGAUCUGAAGAUCCUCGGCGACCAAAUCACCCUUCAGCCCAGCGGCUACGUCAAGCCAUCCCAGCCACGCGAUGAUGAGAAGGAGGAGGCUCUGAUGAAGCACAUGGCCCGCUUCCGCUCCGAGCCGCUACAGUUCCUCCGUGAAGUCUCCUUGUAUGUCUCCGGCACCGGAUGGCGCGCUUACGACAACGCCAUCGGCCAACCCAUCUUCUACCCUGGCUUCACCGACAAGAUGAAGGAAGCUGUUCUGUCGGCAAAACUAUUGCAGGAGCGCAUCGCAGAUCUGGCCGAGAGGCGUGUCGCCGUUGAGGAAAAGGAGGGACUGCUGAACAAACAAGACAAGGACUUCGACCUGAAGCGCGCACGCAGACGGGCAGUUAUCGAGUCUGGAAUUCAAGAGGUGGCAGAAAAGAUGACCGACGACAUGAUCUGCAAGUUCGAGAGCAAGACGUUCAUCCGGAGUGCAUACUACCUCGUCACCCAGCUGACGUUGCGUGCUUACAACCAAGGCAUACAUGUAUCCAGCGAGGAGGUUCUGAGGCUGCGCAAGGUCGCGGAGGAGGCAGAGAAGAAGAAGCAGAGCAUCAUAUUCCUGCCCUGCCAUCGGUCACACGUCGACUACGUCUCGCUUCAACUCAUUUGCUACCGCCUUGGGCUGGGUCUGCCGGUGGUCGUGGCGGGAGACAACCUCAAUUUCCCUCUCGUAGGAAGUUUCUUGCAGCACGCCGGCGCUAUGUGGAUUCGGAGAUCCUUCGGCGAUGAUAUCCUAUACACGACGCUGGUACAGACCUACAUCGACACUCUCCUGCAGGGUGGAUUCAACUUUGAGUGCUUCAUCGAGGGCGGUCGGUCGAGAACGGGAAAGCUCUUGCCGCCCAAGUUUGGCAUUCUCAGUUUUAUCUUGGAUAGCAUCCUGUCGGGCCGGGUAGAGGACGCCAUCAUCUGCCCUGUUAGCACACAAUAUGACAAGGUCAUCGAGACGGAAGGCUACGUGACGGAGUUGCUUGGUGUGCCUAAGAAACAGGAGAAUCUGGCGGACUUUCUCUCGGGUGGAUCGUCAGUAUUGUCACUGAGGCUCGGCAGAGUCGAUGUCAGGUUCCAUGAACCUUGGAGCUUGCGCGGCUUCAUUAACGAGCAGCUUACGAGGCUGUCCAGGCUACCCACGGGUCUCAGCAUGGACACAAAGAACCCCGAAAACACCGCUAUCCGCCAGAAGCUCCUCCGAAUUCUGGGCUACAAGGUGUUGUCUGACAUUAAUGAUGUCUCCGUGGUCAUGCCAACAGCCUUGAUCGGCACCGUUCUGCUCACCUUGCGAGGGAGAGGUGUGGGCAAGACUGAGCUUGAGCGCCGCGUCCUGUGGCUCACCGAUCGCGUGCGUGCAAAGGGCGGCAGAGUUGCUCACUUUGGCAAUGCGCCACUCUCAGAUAUCAUUGAGCGUGGUCUCGACGUCCUGGGCAAGGACCUGGUUGGCGUUGUGAAAGACCUCCCUGAACCGACCUACUACGCCGUCGAUCGCUUCCAACUUUCGUUCUACCGCAACAUGACUAUUCACCUGUUCAUUUCGGAGGCUAUAGUGAGCGCUGCGAUGUACAUGAAGGUCAAACAGGGCGGCGGCCCAGCCAUGCAAGACAUAUCCUUCCAGGAGCUGCAAAACCAGAUCCAAUUCUUGUCGUCACUGUUCCGUGGGGAAUUCAUCUUCCCCAGCGAAGGUCUUGCUGCCAACUUGGAAAAGACGCUACGGGACUUGGAAGCUGACAAGGUGCUAAAACUGCACCGGGACGACCAGGGCAAGGUGGUUGUUGUUGGUCUUUCGGAUCACGAGCGAGUAGUUGGCCGAGAGAACUACGAUUUCUACUGCUUCCUCAUUUGGCCGUUUAUCGAGGCUAGCUGGCUCGCGGCAGUCUCAUUAAUGGGCUUAACGCCACCUCUGGGCCAGAAGGACGACAUCUGGAUCGAGGCGGCAAAAGCCCAAGGCAGCGCACAACUGCUCGGCAAGACACUUUAUCACCAGGGUGAUCUCAGCUACUUCGAGGCGGUGAACAAGGAGACCCUGAAGAACGCCUAUCAACGGUUCGAAGAAGAAGGCAUUCUCCAGGUCGUCAAGUCGAAGGACCCCAAGAUCCCCCCACGCUUGCGUCUCGACCCGGAGUGGCGUCCUUCGCGCGACCCGGAAACUGGUAGCCUCAACGCGUCUGGCCGGCUCUGGGACUUUACCGAGAAGAUUGCCUCAAGCCGACGAGAGGGCAAGAACCGUCGUGACGGUGCCACUGUUAGCACUCGCGUUUUGCGCCUGACGGAUCUAUUGGGUAGCAAGCUAUUCGAUGCCGCCCGGAACAUUGACGGUAAGGGCGUCUCGCCGACACUGAGCAUCGAGGAUGCGCGGCAGCUCAAGAUGAGCGUCAAGGAGCAGAGAAGACGCCGGUCGCUGGAGAACCGAGCGCACUUGUAA